UUCUGUGUGUUUGUUCAUGGUAGUCGUUCAAAAUUAUUAUGUAGCCAGGAAAAGUUUUCUUAGAAUUCUGCUUUCAACCUCGUAACCAGAGCUUAGUUACUUUCCAAAUAUUUUUUUGCUAAUUCCCUGAAGAUCGUGAAAAAUGCCGAAGAAAGGCAAGAAGGGCAAAAAAGGCAAGAAAAGUGUGUUCGGAGCCAAGAAUUUACUGGCUGCACAAGAGCCUCCGCCACCACCUGAGCCAGUUUUCGAUAGGAAUCUGCCCGUCUUCUCAUUCGAUAUUAUAAUAACCCGACUGGAUGUCAUGGGUGUGGUUCUUGCAGAUCCCAGGAAGCUGGUGGUGACGGUUAAAUUUGGAGAGAACAAUCUCAGUCUCACAGUCAGCAGAACAAAUGUUACCGAGUUUAAGCCAAAUGCCAGCAAGACUUUCCAGACGGAGCCACCGAAUCUUGCCCAGAAACUUGAGGAAAAUGGCAUGAAUUUUGAGGUGAUGUACGACGAUAAUUUGGUUGGCCAGGGACAGUUGAAGCUACCUGAAAAACUGAUUGAAAGGGUUAAGCUGGACAUGAAGCCGUUCUCUUACACAAGCACUUGCAACCUGGAAUUGGAAACUAAACCAGUUGGCAAGCUGGAAUUCCUUUGCAAGCUGUUUAUCAAAUGCGGUGAUUAUGCAAGGGCGGGUGAAACCUGUUCCAGUUUGGAAAGGAAUCUGAGUCCAAAGGACAUAAUGUUUGUGGUCGGCAAAUCACAGCCUAAUACCUGCGAUUGCGAUCCCUGCAGAGAUGUUAUGGAAAUCGACACCAGAAAGCAGAAGGACUAUAUAAUCCAAAGAAGGCAUCAAUAGGAAAUUCAUUUUCGGAUAAUUUUUGAAGGAAAUUAAAUUUGCAAAAAUAAUUACACAGCACAAGAUAUUUACCUAAAUUAAAAUUGUACACUCUAUACAUCCUUA
This is a messenger RNA of Drosophila ficusphila, 946 nucleotides long. RefSeq lists its product as uncharacterized. NCBI's taxonomy places the organism in Eukaryota, Metazoa, Arthropoda, Insecta, Diptera, Drosophilidae. The record is from RefSeq and is a predicted model, not a curated record. Bases 143 to 841 code for a protein of 232 amino acids. The transcript has 2 exons.